AUGGACCCACAAUUAUACCAGCAGGUUCUGCUGGCCGUACAGGCAAGUCACUCGCCCUUGGCGUCGUCUGGCGAACGCCAAGCUGCUUAUGUAUUUUGCGAAGACUUUAAAAACCGUGCAGAUUGUGUUUCAUAUGCUGUGGCAUUGUAUCGCAAUCCAGGCGGAUGCGAUGCUUUGGAGCUGCACACUCGGCAACACUUUGCACUGCAUGUGCUGGAGCAUCACGUCCUUAACCACUGGAGCUUUCUUUCAGUCGAAAAUCAACACAAAUUGCGUAUUGAGCUCAUCUCACUGCUACUUCAUGAUACUCAAUCGGAUAGUGCAGACGAGCCUGUAUUUAUACGCGAAAAGAAGGUGUCACUUGUGGCACAUAUUGCCAAGCGACAAUUUCCUCAACAUUGGCCCGAACUGAUACCUGAUUUACUGCAAGUUUGGAGCACGGGAGCUUGCAGACAAGUGGAGUUGGUAUUAUUGAUUUUACGGUCUUUGGCCGAGGAUUGUGUCAGCAGCUCUUUCAAUACAUUGAUUCCACCUGCUCGAAGGAAAGACAUCUUACAAGGUUUGAAUGUGUGUCUUCCACAAUUGUUUCCUGUUGUGUAUCAAGAAUUGGAGAAGCGCUAUUCCAUUUACAAAUCCACAAUGACCACAAAAGUACAGAAAAGGUGGAGUGAGAGACUACUUCAUGCUGCGAUGGCGAUGCUUAAAGAGUUUUUUGAAUGGGUCCCGCUUGAACAACCCCUGAAUCCAGAUACGAACUUCAUUAUGGUUGCAGUUCUUUUUCUGGAAGAUGAAGAAUUCCAAUCAGAUGGAGCAGAGUGUUUACAAGCUUAUAUGACGAGGGGGUUUGGUAAGGAAAACCGAGCACUGAUGCUACAGAGCAUCGGUUUGAUAAUUGAAAAAGUCGAGAAUCUGAACUUAACGAAUUUAAAGCCUAAUCUGGAUAAAAAACUAAUGUUUCAUAAAAAAGUGAAUGAUCUUUUAGUGACGUGGGGAACGUGUCAAUUAGAGUUAAUGCUGGAUCACUCAGGGGAAUCAGAGAUGGCUCUCUUGCAUAUAAUUUUGAGGACUAUGUGCAAGUUAUUUGCGCAUCCAAGUAUAGUUGUAACAGAGGCGCAGAUUAUUUUCUGGCUAGUGGUUUUGAAGAACAAAACCGUCUUGAAACAGGGAGAGGCAUAUUUAAGUGAAAUUGUGGAACAACUCCGUCAAGUUUCGUUCGACAAAUAUUUUAAGUUAAGCUCACCCGAGCGUGAUGAGCCUGGACCGUACGAAUUGGCGUGUAUGUGUAGUAGAGAAGAUUUUGACGAUCACGUUGAGUACAUUUCAUACUAUGGAAAUUUCCGUGGACGUCUCUACGCAUUGAUUCGACUCUUAGUGCAGUCUAAUCCGACGGACGUGCUUCAAUCGUUACAUGAGCGCUUAAUAUUUGUUCUCUCGCAUUAUCGUUUCGGUACGGAUCAUCUGAGUCCAGAUUGCGAAUUUUGUACAGAUUUGAGUACCACGUACCUAUACCACGAAGGCAUCACGUCAUUGAUUGAUUGCAUUGUCAAGCAACUUCCUGCCAAGGCAAUGGAACAUGAAUCCACUUGCCGAUUAUUGCAAGGGAUACUGCAGGCAGUCAUGGCUUAUGAUAGUCCGGAUCCUUUGUUAAAAUUCCGCCAACUGCUUGUACUCGCAUCCUUUGCCAAGUAUUAUACACUCGACAGUAGCUCACUAACAAUCGUUUUUGAGAUUUUAUUCGCCAACAUCGACUUCGUCAUGCCUGGUGAAAAUGUGCACGGUCGGAUGAGUACUGACACGAUCAAUGUCCGACGAAGAGCACUCUCGUCGUUGGUAUCCAUCUGCCAGACCAUUCCAGCGCAUAUUUUGCCCGUACUACCCGUGUUGUGUACAAAAGCUCACGAAUUGUUUGCUUCUGAUCGAGUGACAGACACGGAAGGAGUAAUGUUGUAUGAAAUGUUGGUCUUGGUAUCCAAUUCGAUGGAAAGUUUAGACGAACGUGUGCGAUUCGUAGAGCAAAUUGUGCAGGAACCCAUUACCCACUGGACAAAUCCUGACACAACGGCACUCGUAAGCUCUCCGCAGAAUAUUAUGAACGCUAUUGAAGCUGCUGCUACGGACGAAAAGGUUAAAAAAGGACUUUGUGUGAUUCUGAAAUCUUUGACGACAUUGUACGGAAUUGCCAAGCGAGCAGGAGCGACGGCGUUAGGAAGCUCAAUAUACAACACAAGUGCUUUUGAUGGUGCGUGGCCACAUUUAUUGCCUAACUUAGUGGCGCUGAUACGCUCGCUUCAUGGUCUUCAAGCGUCGACAAUUAAAGAUGUGGUCUUACAAAGCUCUACAGCUUGCUGGUUACUGAGCAUAUCGAUAGAUGAAGUAGCUCAAUUGCUGGGAGGAAAGAAUCAAUUGGAAGAAGAAAAAGUUUCUAAGCUGCCUGCAGCUUCAAAGUGGUCCAAGUGGCACAAGAACGUGCGGGAUAUCUCCUACCAUUUAAUGGGCGUAGCAGUGAGUCAAAAAUGUUUUUAUGAAAACCCUCAGGUCGCCGCAGUGUUGCAGAAUAGUAUGCUUAGUGACUUGAACUUGAUGGAGCAUCGACACUUGAAAUGCGCUCUUGCAUACGUGUAUUUGCCUUUUUUGAAAAAGUGCCCGAAAGAACUCUACUCAUCUCUUCUAGAUCCCGUACUCACGAUGUUGUUCGGUCAUUUCGCGCAGCGGGCAAGAAUAAUCUUUUAUGGUCCGAAUACUGGAGAGAAGUUAGACUCGACACUUUGGAACGGACUUGUGGUUGGAAUUGAAGAUGCUAAGCAAGAAAUUGCGCGCGAGAAAAUGGUACUGGAGCUGACCCGUCAAAUAAUGGAAUUUAUCGAGAACGCGGUGGACCCUAGAACUGUCGUAGAUACUGAUACCGGCAAUCCAAAGCAUGUCACAAAUCCAGACGAUGCGUUUCUCCGAGAAUACAUUCUGUUCCAGUCGGCUAUCCUGCCGUUCACAAUUAUUGCCGUUUUGAUCCAGAUAAUUUGCUGGAAAGAUACAUUGAGUUGUCGAAAAGCGGUACUUCUUAGCGAGAAAUUGGUCAAUGUUUUGUACGCUGACGUGAGAUUUCACGAAGUUUUUGGACGCGAUUUGUUCUCUGCCGCGCUACAGGGACUUUUGCACGAGUAUGUCGGCCAUGUAAAGGAUGAUGGUUUGAAGUGGGAAAUUAUUAACUUGGCACGCAACAUUUACUGUAGACUGACAUUAGGAUUGAUUCCGGUUGAAGAGUGUAAAGGUAUCGAUCCAUGUAAUCAGCCGCUCCGUCCUGAUUCGUCACUCUGUGCGAUUCCACGUGAUAUUUUGCUCUCGCUUCCUGACGUCACACGUGAACAGGUAGAUCAUUUGGAUAGUUUGUUACGUGAAAAACACAGUAUGAAGACACAAAAAAACGCGUUCAAAGAGCUUCUCGAGAUGCCAAUAUUGGCUAUUCGAGAACAGCGAGCAUCUAUGAUGUCGCCAUUGACAAGCCUUCUAAGCAAUAAAACCGCAAUGGGGAGAAAAAUCAUUGAUCUGUCCGAGAAACUUAUUCUUUCUGACAAGGAAGCUGUUAAACACAACAAAUGGCAGCAAGAGCAAACUUCAGAUUUAAACAUCCAGUCUCUAUUCCAGCAAAGAUAA
Messenger RNA from Plasmopara halstedii, 3648 nucleotides. RefSeq names its product armadillo-like helical domain-containing protein. Lineage: Eukaryota; Oomycota; Peronosporomycetes; Peronosporales; Peronosporaceae. The transcript has a single exon. Bases 1 to 3648 code for a protein of 1215 amino acids. Gene Ontology annotation, molecular function: nuclear export signal receptor activity; RNA binding. Gene Ontology annotation, biological process: protein export from nucleus; RNA export from nucleus. Gene Ontology annotation, cellular component: cytoplasm; nucleus; RNA nuclear export complex. The record is from RefSeq and is a predicted model, not a curated record.